AUGGCCCACUCUUUCUCGCACCCGCACGACUUCCUCUCACCUAUGGAUGCCCUGUACCGACCUGUACGACGUCGGAUAUUUAGCGAUGAUCAAUACGGGAUUGGACAUACUCCGACGAAUGCUCUCAGGACCUGCCGUCCGGACACGACUUCGACCACGAUUGUUCUUCCGACGAAAACAAUAGGUGAGGUAUCACCCGCUAUUUGUUACCAGAGACAAACGCGGGAUAUCUGGGCGGAGGGCUUGGAACAGAGGGACUGCGGUCAGGAGAACAUACAGAAGUGGAUCAUUGAACAAGGUCGUGGCAAGGAAACGAUACAUCAACAGAACGUCGCGGAGCCAGGUCUGGAGGGGCAAAGCAUCGAACAGAAUCACGCCCAAGCAAGACAACGCAGAUUUAGUGAGCAAGACUUCAAGACACGGCUUGCACGAGCCUCCCUUCCUUCGAAUCAGAAUCAUAGGGCGACAGCUUCAUACCCUAUCUACUCGCCCAGUACCCUGCAAAAGGGUCCGAACCAAACGCUCCCUUGCCUCCCUUGGGGAGUACCGCCGAAUAUGGAACCUCCACGACUCUAUCCACGACCUCCCUCUACCUCCAGUAUCUCGAUACUUUCCCGAUCUAGCUUCGAAUCGAGACACAAGAGUCCCUUGAGUAUUAGUUCUUCAAUAGACUACGAGUCGAGUCGCACAAGCGAGGAUACUUCGUACUCCGAUUCGAAAACUACCAAGAAUGGAUUCCUGGCAACUCAAACUACAAUCCCACCGACCCCAUUCCCCGGAAAAAGAUUUGUGAACGAAGCUCUGCCAAUGCACUUACGAUAUGGAGCAGGUGGAGCGGGAAGCCAACAGUCGCCUCUGUUGCCACCGCAGAGGAUGGGCAUGUUUCCGAAGCAUAAAACUGCCUCCGGGAGGACAUACACCGUGAGGGGAGAGGGUUUCAAGAAACUUCCUGAGGAGAUAUUGCUGGUCGUUCUGGCGGAGCUGAAGAAAUCACAUCUGGAUGCAGGAAGCCUGAGCUGCUCGACAUGUUGGAUGCGAGAUCUGCUCAAUCUGGGAUUAAGCUGCAAGAAAUGGUGGGGUGCCGCAAGAUGUAUGCUGUAUGGUGAUAUUCAGCUCACAGGAUGCGACUCUGUCAUUCACACCAAGAAGAAGUUCAAAUUGAAAUUUGGGACCAGGCUGAGAUUGUUACGGAGAACUCUCCGUAUGCGACCAGACUUGGCAGAAUAUGUCAAAGUGCUGAAGGUCCCCGCCAUGCCAGACGUUGCGAGGGGCAAAGAGCAAGAUGAAUAUCUUGAACUGGUCGCUUCCUUAAUUAUGGCCUGUCCAAAUUUGGAACGACUUCCUGGCUUUUACCCGGCAUACAACCACGAGUUUUCGAGGUUCGUCCACGCGCUGUCGACGAGGAAGAAGCUCACAGAAAGGGUUUGGGUCAUCAAUCCGAGCCCAUUCCAGAGACAGCGACGCUUCAACUUGUCUGCAGACGCAGAAUAUCUUACUCCAAUUCUGGCCCCAAGUCCAUUGCUUCCAGAGCAAUGCAUCGACUUCAUGAUCCAUCAUACAAAUUGGCCACAAUUGAAAACCCUGUUUCUUCACUGCAAUCCUGGUGGUACCAUCGACUCUCCACUGUUCAUCGAUAUCUUCUAUUCUCUACCUUCGCUUGAGAAUCUUCACGUCUCAUCCUUCCCGUCGACAUCUUUUAAUGACGAGACGCUCUUGUCAUUACCACCACUCAAGUCAUUACGUCUUGACAAUCUACCUGGUAUCACUGCCAAUGGCUUGUCGAACUAUGGCUCGCCUUCACGGACCGACUCGUUAAUCUCACUGUCACUCAUUGGACUUCCCUUACUGUCACUACCUGUCUUGACUCGACUUUUCUCCCACCUCAAAUCACUUACACAUUUCACCAUCUCACAAGCACCAUCGCCAUCACUUCCUAGGGGAAUAGAGAUUUAUCUCCAUCCGUACCUUGCCUCUCCAACUCUCGAGUAUUUGCACUGGGAAUUUACAAAUCCGGACGAUGACAAGGCCACGGAAAUCCUGGCGAAGGCAAUACUCUACAACGGCUUUCCAUCCUUACGCACUCUUCGCGCACCAACUGAUUAUGACGGCACGCUCCAACGACUCUGCAAGCCCAGAGAGCGCAUCGAACUCCCUGCAGACCGCUAUAGAAACAUGGGUUUUGGCCACAUCCCUCACUCUCAGAGUGCACCAAACCUACCGUCCCCAACUCGGUCCACCUUCUCUCUCGGCCACCACAGCCACACCUCAUCCAUCAACUCGUCAUUUGUUAAGUCGCCCACUCGUUCUGCGUUCUCGCUGAACCUCGACAAGGACAAAUCAUCGCACUCAUCUCAAAACUCCUCUGGCGAACUCGCAGCCGGCGACAGAGAACAAGGCAUGAGCCUCGCCACCGCUCGACGCAUGGCUCAGCAUCGCAUUGACAUCGCUGCGAAACAGCCGCGCUUCCACAUCAUCCUCUGGGACGAGUACGGUCACUUUGUGGAGAGACAGGCUGUUGCAGGCUUUCUGGGGAGAAUCCAGAGCAAGAUUUUCUACACCCUGAAACCCGAUAUCGAGGGCAGUGAUGAAGCGAUUGUGGGUAUUGAGGGUCCCGGAGGAUUAUUGGAUAUGAGUGAGGAAGGAAGUGUUAGAGAUGGGUGUACGGGGAGCUGGAACUUGGAUUCCGGGAGUGGAAUUACGGCUGGAGCGAAGGGAAAGAAGGAAAGAGAGAGGUGGUGGCAUACUGAGCGAGGAAGGUGGAGGGAAGUCCCGCUGGAGAAGUUCUUUUGA
Messenger RNA from Cadophora gregata, 2790 nucleotides. RefSeq lists its product as uncharacterized. Lineage: Eukaryota; Fungi; Ascomycota; Leotiomycetes; Helotiales; Ploettnerulaceae. The coding region runs from base 1 to 2790 and encodes 929 amino acids. The transcript is spliced from 2 exons. The record is from RefSeq and is a predicted model, not a curated record.